AGGUGUAUGGAGAAGCCCUCGUUUUUUUCCCAAAAGACGUCCUUUCUCAGUGACUCCCGUAGAGACUCCGGCCGGGGACUCAUCUCUUCGUCCCUCCUCCUGGCUUGGGCAGCCUCACGCCCCCCUUCCCAGGGCUGUGUAUAGGUGCCCAAAAUGGCUGGCGGCUGUGCGCGGUAGGAAGCGCUGGAUGAGCAGCGAAGUCCAGGGUCGGGAGCGGGCGGGUGUUCUGUAGUCCCACGGUCCUUUCACCAUGAGCAACAUCUACAUCCAAGAGCCGCCCACCAACGGGAAGGUUUUGCUGAGAACAACAGCAGGAGAGAUAGAUAUAGAAUUAUGGUCAAAAGAAGCACCAAAAGCAUGUAGAAACUUCAUCCAGCUUUGUAUGGAAGAGUAUUACAAUAACACAAUAUUUCACAGAGUAGUGCCUGGCUUUAUAGUGCAGGGAGGUGAUCCUACUGGUACUGGAUCAGGAGGAGAGUCAGUCUAUGGAGCUCCCUUCAAGGAUGAGUUCCACUCACGACUGCGAUUUAAUCGAAGAGGACUUGUUGCUAUGGCAAAUGCUGGGCCCCAUGAUAACGGGAGUCAGUUUUUCUUUACACUGGGUCGUGCAGAUGAGCUUAACAACAAGCACACAAUCUUUGGAAAGGUUACAGGGGAUACAAUAUAUAACAUGUUGCGCCUUGCUGAAGUAGAAGUUGACAAGGAAGAGAGACCUCUCAGCCCACACAAAAUAAGAAGUAGUGAGGUUUUGUUUAAUCCUUUUGAUGACAUUGUCCCAAGACCAAAUAGAAGACUGAAGAAGGAAAAACCAGAAGAAGAAACUAAAAAGUCCAAAGUAAAAGGCACAAAAAACUUUAACCUGCUUUCCUUUGGGGAAGAAGCUGAAGAAGAAGAGGAAGAAGUCAUUAGAGUUAGUCAGAGCAUGAAGGGAAAAAGUAAAAGUAGUCAUGAUCUACUGAAGGAUGAUCCACAUCUGAGCUCAGUUCCUGCUGUCAAAAGUGGAACAGCAAGUGAGGAAAAGGAUUUGAGUGAGGAGGAAGAAGAACAUGAUGAAGAUGCUGAUAGUGUAGACAAUGAAACUGCUAGUCAUGAGAGAUCUCAAAUAAAGGAACGCAUUGCCAAGAAGUUGAAAAUUGAUACAAGUGAAAAUGCUAAACAGCAAUCUGAAGAGGAAGAAAAUAAGCCAGAAAAGAAAACAACUAGUCGCAGUGAGGAGCUACGGAAAGAAGUGCGACAGCUGAAACGUGAACUGCUGGAAGCAAAGCAGAAAAAAGAAGAAAGAGCUUUAAAACCCAAAGAGAAAGAAGAGGAGGAACCUGCUCCAAACAGUGUUGUUGAAGAAUACCUUCAGGAGAAGAGAAGAUAUGAAGACAAGCGAAAGCAGCAGCCAAAGAAAGGAGCUUCUCGUGAAGAUCAGACACUGGCACUACUGGACCGAUUUAAAUCAAAAUUAUCCCAGGCAAUUGAAGAAACUCCUGAAAAUGAGCUUUCUGAACCUGAUGUGGAUAAUGACGAAGGAUGGAUGUCACAUGUACUUCAGUUUGAAGACAGAAGCAGAAAAGUGAAAGAUGCAAGCAUGCAAGAUGAAGACACUUUUGAGAUCUAUGAUCCACGGAAUCCUGUAACUAAGAGGAGAAGAGAAGAAAGCAAGAAGAUAAUGAGAGAAAAAAAGGAAAGGAGAUAAAAGGAAUGUAAAGCUAGCCAGAGCUGCCUUGGAAAGUGACUGCAAUAAAGCACUGGCUCUUUUGUAAGCUGAUUCUAAAAAUAUCCCUGGACAAGUGUGAAAAGGAAUCUCUCAAGAACCUGUCAGACAGUUUUGAAGCAGAGCUAUCACUUGUUUCUUAAGUUGUGCGGUCAUGUGCUCUCACUGCAUUCAUUGUCCAGCCUCUCUAAAGGUGUUUAGAGUUAUAUAUUUAAUAAAACAGCUGACUUGGCUUUUGUCUGUACUUUAA
Manacus vitellinus (golden-collared manakin) is the source of this 1952-nucleotide messenger RNA. It is a transcript of the gene CWC27, whose product is annotated as CWC27 spliceosome associated cyclophilin. The transcript is spliced from 14 exons. Gene Ontology annotation, biological process: protein folding; protein peptidyl-prolyl isomerization. Lineage: Eukaryota; Metazoa; Chordata; Aves; Passeriformes; Pipridae. Gene Ontology annotation, molecular function: peptidyl-prolyl cis-trans isomerase activity. The record is from RefSeq and is a predicted model, not a curated record. Gene Ontology annotation, cellular component: catalytic step 2 spliceosome. Bases 251 to 1684 code for a protein of 477 amino acids.